Molecule: messenger RNA, 997 nt
Organism: Mercenaria mercenaria
Lineage: Eukaryota; Metazoa; Mollusca; Bivalvia; Venerida; Veneridae
Exons: 4
Coding region: 113-997 (294 amino acids)
Source: RefSeq, a predicted model, not a curated record
CGAGGAGGUGUAUUAAUAGUGUUUUGUGUUUUCCAGUUUCGGUUUCGUAUAUGUUACAUGGAAAGGAUAACGAUACGGGUUAUAAGAAGUUUCACAGUCUAAACUUGAAAACAUGUCUACAGAUCUGGAUGAUAAAGAAGAAUAUUUUCUGAGGGCUUCUCUCCUGCUGCUGAAGGGAGGAGGGUUGAUGUCGAAAGAAACGCUGAGCAGAGAAGUGCAGAAAGCUGGGAUAAAUCUCGAUGUACUUCUUAAAACGAACAAGAGCAUACUCAAACACAAAUUUUCUAGGGAACAGAGAAAUAAGCUGUGCCUUGACGGUGGAACAACUUGCGUAGAUCAAUGGGAUCUAGCUAUGCUUACAACAGUACCAUUGACAGUUUUUAAGCAGUCUCUUAACGACGAUGAGAAAAAGGCAUUGAAGUGUAUAAAGUACAAGAGGGAUACAGUUUAUGCUCAUACGCAUUCUUCUGUCCUAUCUUUUGACGAUUACGACGACAUCCGGAAAGAACUAGAGGAGGCACUUGGUGUUCUGUCGAAUGGGUUGAGCGGCAAUGUGAAAGACGAGUGUGCUAAGAUAAUUCAACAGUGUACAACAGGACCAGUCAACCCCUCAGUAAAAGCUGAACUUUCGAAACAGUUAAAGGGUACGGAAGACUUAGUGAAAGCUGUAAUGAUAAAAUUAACGGACACGCACAAAGCUGUGUCGAAUAUGAGAAAUGAUAUUGAGGAUUUGAAGCAAUUAAUCAUUGAAGACCUCGGAAGACACCACGCAACGGAAAAUAGAAGUCUAAAGAAAGUGACAGGUAUGGACUUCAUGUUGUUGUUUAGUCCCAGAAAACAGAAGACGUCCUUUUUGAAAACUGAGGAGAUAAUCUUGGCGGAGAGACAUUUAGGAAGGAAAAGUCCUGAAGCGCUGUCCAUGGAAGAAAUGACUUCGGUCUUCUUCCCAGAAACAGAUGAUGAUGAAACGGUGGAGGUUACAGACUCUGUCUACUGA